Messenger RNA from Thamnophis elegans (Western terrestrial garter snake), 2095 nucleotides. RefSeq names its product tetratricopeptide repeat domain 32 (gene TTC32). NCBI's taxonomy places the organism in Eukaryota, Metazoa, Chordata, Lepidosauria, Squamata, Natricidae. The record is from RefSeq and is a predicted model, not a curated record. The coding region runs from base 133 to 564 and encodes 143 amino acids. Gene Ontology annotation, molecular function: protein binding. The transcript has 3 exons.
UCACGUGUCUUCCCCGAAGGAGGCAGGGCUGCCCCGGCCAGGAGAGGGGAAGCCAGAUGUCUCUAUCCCUCGCUUUAGAUUUGGGCUAGGGACGGUAGCGGAGGCCUUACAGGGCGGGCAAGCUGAGGAUGCAUGGCGGGAGACUCGAGGGUCGAAAGCGCCGGGGAGUUGCUGGCUGCGGCCCACGAGCACUUCGAAAGGCGGCAGCACGAGAGGGCGGAGGAGCUCUACAGCCGAUACAUCCAGCACUGCGCAUGCUCCGCCGUGAGCAAACACCUUUGCCACAAUCUGGCAACAGCACUUAACAACAGAGGACAAAUUAAAUAUUUCAGAGUUGAAUUCUAUGAAGCUAUGGAUGAUUAUACGUCAGCUAUACAAGCACAGCCAGAUUUUGAAAUCCCCUAUUAUAACAGAGGAUUAAUAUUAUAUAGGCUAGGAUUCUUUGAUGAAGCCGUGAAGGAUUUUAGGAAGGUGUUAGAGCUAAAUCCUAAAUUUGAAGAUGCUUCUUUGAGUUUGAGACAGACUCUCCUUGAGAAAGAAAACAAGUUAAGAAGAGGUUAUUGAAGUCCAGUGUGUAGAAGAAACAGGUUGUGAGACUGGAAUAUUUGGUAAAGAUGUAAAUUUCCUGGGGUGGUGGGGUUAAGGGUGUUACUUCUCAGUUGUGAAUAGAUCAAUUUCCAUGCAAAGUAAUCCUUAAGAUAUCAAACAUUUGGCAUGAAUUUGUAGCUCUUCAAUUAAAUGAAGAUUUAUUUUAUUCAGUAAAAUAGUUUGGCCCUAUGUGUACUGGCAAGGUAUAUAAAACAGAUUUCCUUGAUAACCAGCUACUUCCUCAUUAAAAUUAUAUUAUACUACAUUAAUAAGAAAUAUCAAAGGUAUGAAUUAGUGCAGAACUUCUACAUGUUGCUAUUGGUGAUUCCCCAUAAUGCCUAGUAAUAUUGAUUGGUUUAAAAUAUAUAUAUUAUUUUAAUAAGCAAUUAGUUUUGUUACACAAUAUAUUAAGCUUUGGUUAUUUUUGCUUUCACAGCAUUACGGAUUUGUGUUUUCAUUGUAUUCUCAUUGCUGAAAUUAGGCUAAGAGGUGGUGGAUUAUGUAACAUGUACACACUCAACUCUAAAUAGGAGAUCUUAUAUCUAGUGAAAUGAAAUAUAUUUAUUUGUGUAAUCCCAAUACGUGAAUGAAAAAUUAAACUUUUUUUGAAUGAAAUGUAUUCUUGAAAAAAAUUGUAGUAGCAGAUUUUAAAUUUCAAAUAUGACCAACUUAAAAAUUUGUAUCUUCCAUUUUUAAUUCAUGAAGCUUUUAUUAUUAGGAAGUUAGUAUGAAACAUAUUUUAAUAAUCCCAAGUAAAGCUUGCCAUGGUAACUGCAUGAUUAUACCUAGGGAAAGAAAAAACAAUAUAUAUACAGUAGUUAGUUCAUUUUAGAUGCCAGUGCUUGUAAGGUUAAUAAAUGGAUGCCCCUACAUGUUUGUCCUUGUGCAAGUUUUAUUCUCCCAAACUCGGUGAUUAAUGUAUGGCUAUACAGAUUGCUUAAUCAACAGUUUGCAACUCUUAGCUCAAACUUCUGUUUCAAGAUAAGUACUGACCUUCAAAUGCUGCUUGCAAGCUAGUGGCUUAUAGUGGCUUACGAACUUUGCCAGAGCUAGCAAUCAUUUUAAAGGAAGCUCUAAGCAAGAUAUCUUCUACCUCCCCAUUUUCUGAGGGAACUUCCUUGGGUAGUAGUAAGAACAGGACUAAGAAGUACAAGCAUAAUUGAAAGGCAAUCUGGGGAUAUAAGGAGCGUACUAUCACAUCAAGUGAGAGUUGCAAAUCAUUCAGGAGUGGCCUUUGACUAGGUUUACCCCUGAUACUUCAUUCUCUGGUACUCCAAAUUAAAGCAUGGGAUACCAAUGGUAUUACAAUUUCAGAACAUUUUCCUGUGAAGUUUAGUCCUUUGUUUGAUAAGCAUUUAAAUAGAUUCUUUAAGUUGUUCUUGAAUGAAUCCUUUGGCUGGAUAAUAGUUCACUGAACAGAAGAGGAAAUAGCAGCUUGUAUUAAAAGGGAUUUGCUUAUGUCACUGUGUUUAUGUGGGACACGAUUAAAGCAUUUCCUAAUCCAAAA